AUGGGACGUGGGAAGAUCGAGAUCAAACGGAUCGAGAACGCCACUAACAGGCAAGUCACCUUCUCGAAGCGGAGAGGAGGACUUCUGAAGAAGGCCCAUGAGCUCGCCGUCCUUUGCGAUGCACAGCUCGGCGUCAUCAUCUUCUCUGCUAGCGGCAAGAUGUUCGAGUAUUGUAGCCCAUGUUCGAGCAUGCGACAAAUCAUCGAUCGAUAUCAAAAGGUCUCCGGGACCCGUAUUCCAGAGUAUGAUAAUCAGCAAGUAUACUGUGAGAUUACGAGGAUGAAGAACGAGAAUGAUAAGCUCCAAGCCAGCAUGCGAACCCUAACUGGCGAGGACUUAUCAACCCUAACCAUGAACGAUUUGCACCAGCUCGAACAACAGUUAGAGAUAUCAGUUAAUCGGGUUCGAUCUAGGAAGAAUCAACUGCUGCAACAACAGAUGGAGAACCUACGUAGGAAGGAGCACCUGUUGGAAGAUCAAAACAACCAUCUCUGCCGCAUUCUUGCCGAACACCAAGCGGCUCUGGAACAUAAGGUGGUGGAGCCACCACCGAUGCUGGACCAUUUCGGCCCCUUCUACGACGAUCAAGCAAGGAACAUGCUCCAGCUCUCCCCUCAGCUCCAUCCAUUUCGUCUCCAGCCCACUCAGCCCAAUCUGCAAGAUCCUGGUCUCCAGCGCCAUGGCCUGCAGCUUUGGACCUAA
Magnolia sinica is the source of this 702-nucleotide messenger RNA. RefSeq names its product MADS-box protein AeAP3-2-like. Bases 1 to 702 code for a protein of 233 amino acids. Lineage: Eukaryota; Viridiplantae; Streptophyta; Magnoliopsida; Magnoliales; Magnoliaceae. The record is from RefSeq and is a predicted model, not a curated record. The transcript has 7 exons. Gene Ontology annotation, molecular function: RNA polymerase II cis-regulatory region sequence-specific DNA binding; protein dimerization activity; DNA-binding transcription factor activity, RNA polymerase II-specific. Gene Ontology annotation, biological process: positive regulation of transcription by RNA polymerase II. Gene Ontology annotation, cellular component: nucleus.